CAUCGCAUACAAACAAGUAAAAGUUAAAGUCUUAAGGCCUGUCUUAAGUUGACAGGCCAGACUUUACACUAUUUCCUUUCGUUGUUUAGCGGCCAUUUUAGCUGCCUUUUUUUGAUGUUUUCACUUCUUUUCGACUUUUUUUGUAUAUUGUUUUGUUUAUUCCUGAAAUGAAUUGUUACCUCGAAUUACCUUGUGACCAAAGUGACCUUAUACAGAGUAAAAAAACUAACUUAUGUGCCAAAAAGAAAGCAAACAUUUUAAAGUGUUCAGCAUUGAAUAGUUUUGGUAAAUUGUUGUACGAAGACUGUGAUCGUGAAGGUAUUUGGGACACAUUUGACCCCAUUUUGGACCCAGUUGACCCCAUGAACCGUCCUCACAACGAGAAUUUACAAAAGUUCACCUCAUUUUUGCUCAAAUUGAAACCAAAUAGUGGAAAUUAUUCUUUUACAAAUAACAGCCAAGAGUUCAGUUCUGGUCUAAUCAAAGAUGCCAGUGAAAAUGUAAUACGCUCUGACGCCUCGUUGAACAUGAGCAACAAAAGUAUCGCCAGUCAAAAUAGUCAAAACAACAACAUUGUGAACAACAACAAUAGUAUAGGAAUUGACUCAGCAACUCCUUUGAAUAACCUUUCCUCCUCUUCGCGUUCCCAUGUAAAGGAAUCGACAGUCAAAUUGAUGGGACAAUUUAAAGCUUGGACACUGGACAGAAAGUUUCUUCGCGGUCGUAAAAAGUCAUCUUCUAACCGAACAAAUGGAGAAGGAAGUCGAGCCUCCAUCAGUACAGUUGAUUCAACCGACUCUGCUCUAACGUCUUCCGAGAAAGGUGUUGACACGCCAGAUUGUUCACUAAUUUCGCGAAAUCAAAAAAUGUCAACCUCAAGUUCAACAAGUUCUAGUUCAUAUCUGAGACGAACAAGCCUUUUUGGUGCAGUUUUUGCAUCCAACAAUGAAGUCAACUCUACAACAUCAACAUCCUCCAGUUCACCAGCCUCUCAUCCUCACCCCAAUGGAGAUGAAGUGGACAAUUCAUUUGAUUGCUCUGUUGUUCCCAUGGAAGGAGAUGUUUUACACUCAUCGGCAGAUCAACAUUUAUCUUCAUCUGGUCGACUCUGGACAAAAUCACCAACUUCACUCUCUUUUGCCACUACUCAUGGCGGUUCCUCUCCACUCUCUGUAUCAUCUUCAACCAUUUCUUCCUCUGGGUUAACUUAUUCUCUCGAUGAAAGAAUUGCAAUGCUUGAUGAAAAUUUAGAUUGCAUUAAUGAGGAAAGGUUUCCAGUAAAGAUGAUGGCUGUCAGUCUUGAAAAGGAUGAUAAUGGAGGCCUUGGAAUUUACGUUACACCAAAGCCAAAUGAAGAUAAUACCAUGGGUUACAUCAUCGCUGAUUUUGAACCCGAUGGCCCUGCAGACAGAAGUGGACUUUUACAAAGACAAGAUCAAGUUCUCAUGGUCAAUGGAGUUUCACUCAGUGGGUUAUGUCUUGCAGAUGCUUUAUCUUUAUUGAAAGAAUCUGAAAGACUCGUUCAACUGGUUGUUGCUCGGAGAGUUGAUAAUUUUGAUGGACUUGCAGAUGUUGAUACAAUCAGCUCCACAACAAAUUUAUCUGCUGUUGAAAAUGAACUCAUACCACAACCUGUACCACAAUCUCAAUUGCUCAAUAAUUCAUCGACUAGCACCAAUCAUCGUCAUCGCAACUCUUCAAUUUCAGGUCCAAUUCCUGAAUUAGAUGAAGUUGACCAGUUUAAAAGAAAACUGUCAAAUGUUGAACAAGAAAACAAAACAAAUUCAAUGAUCUCUUCAGGCCUUUGUACAGUCCCUCGAAAACCAAAGUUGCCAUUAGGAACCAGUCGUCAUACUGUUGUCUUCAAGAAAGGUCCUGGUUGUCGAAAAUUAGGUUUCAGUCUCGUUGGCGGGAAAGAUUCACCCAAAGGUGCCAUGGGAAUCUUCGUGAAAACCAUUGUACCCAAUGGUCAAGCAGCAGAAGAUGAUAAAUUAAAAGAAGGUGAUGAGAUACUCUCUAUCAAUGGCCACAUUAUGGAAGGUUUAACUCAUGCUGAAGCAAUCGGCAUUUUUAAAUCUAUCAAAACAGGCGAUCUGGUUCUGAAUGUGCUUAGGCGCAAUCGUCAAUUACUCAAAAAUUCUACCAACUCAAAAUCUUGCUCAAAUUUGGAGAUACUUGAAGCCAACUCAUAAACAAUCGACCAUAUUCACCUGUUUUAUUUAUCACCUUAGUCCACAUUUCAACCCAAUACUGCCUCAUCGAAGAUUUUGUGACCUUUUUUUGAUAAACCAUUUUUUAAUAUCUGUCACAUUCUAAUCCUUUGAAUGAAAUGCUAGUCUAUUUCAAUUAUUACUUCAUCACUUGUCUAUUAUACCAUGAAAAUUGCCUUAAAAGACUUUUUGUAAUCAUUGUCUUUCCUCUUUUUCAGAGUUUGUUUCACAUUCUUUGAAAUUUAUUAAAAAUUCACAAGUGAUCCUUAAA
Molecule: messenger RNA, 2481 nt
Organism: Tetranychus urticae (two-spotted spider mite)
Lineage: Eukaryota; Metazoa; Arthropoda; Arachnida; Trombidiformes; Tetranychidae
Product: PDZ domain-containing protein 2
Molecular function (GO): protein binding
Source: RefSeq, a predicted model, not a curated record